GAUUCCCCACCUGUGUCACAGUUCCCUAUAGAACACUGCAGCAGCAAAUGUCACUAGACUUAGUACUGGGCCCAGCAGUAAGGACAGAAAGUUGCUGCACUUCAUUCCACUCAGUAUCCUCCUUGGGACACUAAUAGCUGCUGCUCUCCUGACUCGCUCACUUCCGGUACAAUGACCUACGCUUCCUCUUCUCCACUAGCUCGGCGCUCACGUGAUGCAGUGAUGUCACCCGUGACGUCAGUAGGUCCAGCGGCGGGAUAGGAACUGGCCCAGAGUUAAGGCCUGAGCCCCGGAGCCCGAGCGAAGCCGGAUAUGAGGUGACCGGAGUGUGUGACGGGCCGCGGGGCAGAGCCGGGGGAAGGAGAAGUCAGGGGAGGCGGAGGUGCAGUAGGAGGCGCUGAGCGAAGCUUUACCGAGGAAUCCGGGGAGGCCUGAGGGCUCGGGAAACUGACAGGACUGGCCGGGAUAUUAACCCCCUGCUCCGCCGCCAUGGAUGAACAGGAAGCUCUGAAGUCCAUUAUGAAGGACCUUGUUGCCCUCCAGAUGGGCAGAAGACACCGAAUACCAGGAAUUGAGGCCGUGAAGACAAAGUGCAGCAUACAGCCCAAUAAACAGGCUGAUGUCAGAAUAAAGUUUGAGCACAGUGGGGAGAGAAGAAUCCUGCAGUUUUCUAGGCCUGUAAAGUAUGAAGAGGUGGAGCAGAAAGUCAAGAAUGUGUUCGGGCAACAGCUGGACCUCUAUUACAUGAACAACGAGCUCUCCAUUCCGCUCCGAAGUCAAGAUGACCUGGACAAGGCCGUGGAUCUCCUAGACCGGAGUUCCAGCAUGAAAAGCCUCCGGAUUUUGCUUCUUUCCCAUGAUAGGAAUCAUAUAUCAUCAUCCCAUACUGGUAUCCAGAAGCAAGUGCGUAUCAAGGCCUCUCAGUCUGUGGGGGAUGUUAGCACUGUGUAUCACUCAGUAGAACCACGGAGCCGGCAUCUCUCAGUCACUUCUCAGAACACAGGCCGCAGCUCCCCUCCUCCUGGAUACGUACCUGAAAGGCAGCAAAGAAUUGCCCGUCAGGGUUCUUACACCAGCAUUAACAGUGAGGGAGAGUUUAUACCAGAGACCAAUGAGCAAUGUGCACUGGACCCACUAAGUAGUACAGAAAAUUCCAUAUCCGGAAGCUGCCAGUCACUAGAUCAGUCGGAAGACAGCCCUUCCUUCAGGAAGUCUCGUAUGUCCAGAGCCCAGAGUUAUCCGGAUAAUAGGCAAGACUUCUCAGAUCGUGAGAAUCAAUUCUGCGAUCGAGCUGGGAAAGGUGGCACCUACCCUCGGAGGUACCAUGUGUCCAUCCAACACAAAGAGUAUAAUGAUGGACGCAGGACAUUUCCUCGGAUACGGCGUCCACAAGGAAACCUUUUUACACUUGUCCCAUCGAGUCGUUCCUUAAGCACCAAUGGAGAAAACCUCGGUUUAACCAUGCAGUAUAUGGAAAAUCGUGGUCGACUGCGCAGUGUUGAUAGUGAGAAUACCCUGACUGUCCAGGAGAGGAAUAAAUCUAGCAAAUCUCCCAGUGCCCCUAUAAACUGGCGUCGAGGGAAGCUUCUCGGUCAGGGAGCCUUUGGACGGGUAUAUCUGUGUUAUGAUGUGGAUAUAGGACGUGAGUUGGCGGCCAAGCAAGUCCAGUUUGAUCCAGACAGUCCGGAAACUAGCAAGGAGGUUAGUGCUUUGGAAUGUGAAAUCCAACUGCUAAAAAACCUUCAUCAUGACCGAAUAGUACAGUAUUAUGGCUGCCUGCGAGACAAAGGAGAGAGAACACUCACCAUCUUUAUGGAGUACAUGCCAGGGGGCUCUGUGAAAGAUCAGCUAAAAGCUUAUGGAGCUCUUACAGAGAAUGUCACCCGCAGAUAUACACGGCAGAUCCUAGAGGGUGUCUCCUACCUGCACAGCAACAUGAUUGUGCAUAGAGACAUUAAGGGAGCCAACAUCCUGCGGGACUCUGCUGGGAAUGUAAAGCUGGGAGACUUUGGGGCAAGUAAGCGUCUCCAGACUAUAUGCUUGACGGGGACAGGAAUCCGUUCAGUGACGGGGACACCCUAUUGGAUGAGCCCAGAAGUAAUCAGCGGGGAGGGCUACGGAAGAAAAGCCGAUGUCUGGAGCCUGGGCUGCACAGUGGUGGAAAUGCUAACAGAAAAACCUCCUUGGGCAGAAUAUGAGGCAAUGGCGGCCAUAUUUAAAAUCGCCACCCAGCCGACAAACCCGCAGCUGCCGCCAAACACUUCAGAGCAAUGUCGGGACUUUGUAAAGCGGAUAUUGGUGGAGGCACGACAGAGGCCGACUGCCGAAGAACUGCUUCGGCAUCCGUUUGCUCAGCUCACUUUUUGAGUCACUGUUUGCUUCUUGUUUAUUGGACCCAUUCAAAGAGACACGCUGGAGCCAAUCAAGCAGCCAGAUUACAUAUUUGCGUUUAUGACAAUCAUCCCCCGUGCUGUCUCUAGAGCAGGUUCUAGAGCUUAGCCGCCGGGGAUACACGAUCAGUGUUAGAGCAUUGGAGCAAUUGUUUCAUUCCGUCUCCUGACGAGUGUCAAACUGGGGGUCCUCUCACCCAUCACAAGACAGAUGCUGGUAGCUGAAUUCAUAAAAGAUAUACAAGACAAGUGCCUUAAGUAACUCCUCCUGUACCUGGGAUGCCAGAUGACUGUUUCCAGACGGCCCUUUUCGUUGUAAGUUAAAGGGAUACUGUCAUGGGAAACAAAACACAUCAGUUAAUAGUGCUGCUCCAGCAGAAUUCUGCACUGAAAUCUGUUUCUCAAAAAACAGAUUUUUUUUAUAUUUAAGUUU
Molecule: messenger RNA, 2823 nt
Organism: Xenopus laevis (African clawed frog)
Lineage: Eukaryota; Metazoa; Chordata; Amphibia; Anura; Pipidae
Gene: map3k3.L
Product: mitogen-activated protein kinase kinase kinase 3 L homeolog
Exons: 16
Coding region: 490-2367 (625 amino acids)
Source: RefSeq, a predicted model, not a curated record